GUGCAGUCCCACCAGUGUCCGCCAGGGGCAGUGUGAGCGCAAUGUCUAUUUCCUGGUUCAGACUCAGUCCCAUAAAGUGAAAGUCGGGAGCAGUCGGGAUUAUAGAGCCCAGUCCUGGAGCGUGUGGGGGAGGGGGGAUGUUCUGCUGCUGACUGAAGCUGUGGCACAUGGUUCUGAGCUUUAGAGUGUCAGAGCUGCAGGUUCUAUUGGGAUUCGCUGGCAGGAAUAAGAGUGGCCGGAAGCACGAGCUCCUCACCAAGACUCUCCUCCUGCUCAGAUCCGGCUGCAUCCCGGCCGUCCAGAUGAAGAUCAAGGAGUUGUACCGGAGAAGGUUCCCCCGCAAGGUCGUCAGCUCUACGGACUUAACCAUGUUGCACAUGCAGGGGGGAGCUCUGCCCUCCGCCAAUUCUCUGGCUCAGGGAUCCGUGUGCCACAUGGGUUAUGACACCAGCUCUGCCUCCCCCACCGUGUCCUCCUCAAUGUUACCCCCUGUACCAAUGCUGGGCCCUAAACACGAGACUGACCUCUCCCACCUCACCCCACCCAUUCACCCAGUGCACCCGGACGUCAAGAUGAAGAGGCUGCCCUUCUAUGAUGUAUAUGAUGAGCUCAUUAAGCCCACCACUUUAGCCUCCACCAACACCCAGAGAUUUGAAGAGGCGCACUUUAACUUUGCAUUAACCCCCCAGCAGGUCCACCAGAUCCUCAGUUCCAGAGAUCUAUUGCCUGGAGCAAAGUGUGAUUAUACAGUUCAAGUACAGCUAAGGUUCUGCUUGUGUGAGACCAGCUGCCCCCAGGAAGACUAUUUCCCCCCCAACCUGUUUGUGAAAGUGAAUCAAAAACUGUGCCCCCUGCCCGGCUAUUUACCCCCCACAAAGAAUGGUGCUGAGCCCAAAAGACCGAACAGACCAAUCAACAUUACGCCGCUCAUCCGACUGACAUCAACGGUGCCCAACACUAUUGUGGUGAACUGGUCCUCGGAGUUUGGCCGGAAUUAUUCUCUGUCCUUAUACCUGGUGAAACAGCUCACGUCUGUCACGUUACUGCAGAAACUCCGAGCAAAGGGAAUCCGCAACCCAGACCAUUCCAGAGCCUUGAUAAAGGAAAAGCUGACGGCGGAUCCUGACAGUGAAAUUGCCACAACGAGCCUGCGUGUGUCGCUCAUGUGCCCGCUGGGGAAGAUGCGCUUGACGGUCCCCUGCAGAGCCAUUACUUGCACCCACUUGCAGUGCUUCGACGCAGCGCUCUACCUGCAGAUGAACGAGAAGAAGCCGACGUGGACGUGCCCCGUGUGUGACAAGAAGGCGCCGUACGACAUGCUGAUCAUUGAUGGCCUUUUCAUGGAUAUCCUCAACUCCUGCACAGACUGCGACGAGAUCCAGUUCGUGGAAGACGGAUCCUGGUGCCCCAUGAGACCAAAGAAAGAGAAGCAGGACAUUUGUCAGCCGACCCAAUAUGGAGGCAUUGAGGCCAGCUCCAUCUAUAGCAUGACCCCCGAACUCAAGCACAAGCCCGAGACCAAGAAGAAGGUGGAGGUGAUUGAUCUGACUUUGGACAGUUCGUCGGACGAUGAUGAGCCUCCCAGCAAGAAGCAGUGUCCUGUUACGUCUGCGGCUAUCCCAUCUGCUGCAGGACUCAAAGGGGUAAUCAGCGUUGACCACCAGCCAUCUUCUGUAUUAAGGAGCCCACCCAUGGCAACGAUCAGCAGCGACUACCUGUCCAGCCUACCUCUGCAGGAUUAUCACCGCUCCUACACUGUCCCACCUGAUAUGCAAGGUCUGGAUCUGUUCUCCUUCCUCCAGGCCGACAGUACGCAUUAUAGCCCAUCCGUCAUCACUUCCCUGGAUGAACAGGACACCCUGAGUCAUUUCUUCCAGUAUCGGGGCCCUCCUGCUCACUACAUGAGUCCACUCUCUCAGACCAUAACUGGAAGCCACUCUACUCCCACUAGUGCCAGUCGGAUCAGCAGCAUCGUGUCCACCAGUUCCAUGAGGGAGAGUCACAGUCACAACACAUCACAGAACAACUCUUCAGCGCUGCCGGGCUGCCGGCCGGACAUCAUAUCCUUGGACUGACAGACAUCAUAUCCUUGGACGAAGCGGCAGGAGGAAACAGAAGAGCAACAUUUUGGCCAGGGGCCCCCCUGCACUUGUGAACUCCACUAGGAAUCCUGGUGCCGUCUCUGCCUCUGAGAAUAUUUGCUUUUUCUGUGUUUUUACCCAAUGUGAAGGCUCUAUUUUUUUUUAAAGGGGAAGAAAACUUUUUUUUUUUUAAAAAGAUGUUUUCUGUUUUUCCAGCAGAAAGUAAAUGUCGUCAGAUUGGAGGGAAUCUGUCCAGAUCGUUUUUUAACUUUUAAUAAUGGGAGAUAUGCAGGGAAUUCUUACCUAGAAACAGUUUUAGUAUUAAUUACUCCCACCCCUGCCUCCUUAUCCCACGACUAGAAAAACACUUUUUUUUAUACUGAAGGAAACUGUUUUUAAAAAAAAUUGUUGUUAAACAUGGGAGAAUAUUUCUUUUUUCUGUGUUUUUCCCCCAUGUGACUCGAGGGAAGGCCGAUACUUACAACAUGAAAACAGUCCUAUUUUUCUUUUUUUAAAAGGUGUUUUUCCAGCAGAAAGUAAAUGCCAUCAGAUUGGAGGGAAUCCGUGCAGAUCGUCUUUUUUUUUACUUUUUUAAUAGGGAUUUUACCUCUGUAUUAAGUCAGAGGUAUAUUGUAAUAAUCAGUGUCUGAUAUAUAAUAUAUAGGCCAGGCCCAUUAAAGCCGCAGUGUUGUACAAGGAGUUGGGGUGUAUGGAAAAUUCCAGCAUCCUCACACCCAUAUACUGUCCUGUCUAAAGGAAACGAUAUGGCAGCUUCCACUUGUGACUGUUUUGACACAUCAGCCUGCGACGACUGUUGUUUCUUCUGCUUCUUAGUUGAUAUCUUGAAUCCCUGCCACAAAGCAAGACUGUGCUGCUGCCCUCAGCUAGAAAGGAAGUAGAGACCGUCACAUGACUGCCAUGAAAUAGUCUGGAUUUAGAAGCCAUUUCAUGACUCCAAAUCAACAAAAAAAGCACUUUUUGUCAGGUCAACAAUAUCCCGAUAGUCCUCUUCAUGAAUUCCAUUGUGGUGUAUCAUGAUGCUUUAAAUUCCAGGGGAAUUCGGACUCAUAAAUAGGUGCGCUAGCGAUACCAUAUACGGUAUUUAUGCACAAAGGGAAACAAUUUUUUGCCCUUUUAUUCAGUCAGAUUUUCUGCCUCUUUACGUCUGUAUGAAAGUGGAGCUGCCAUAUUGUUUGUGGGCGUAUCCUGAGCAGAUUGCAGGACAGCCCCACCUAGAGGUCAUUGUUGUUUAAGAAGAGGUCAAAUGGUUUAGCCCCUUUUCUGUGCACAUAAUAAGCCAUAAACUCCUCCUGACCCCAUGAAAAGCAAAGAAACGACUAUAAAUAGGGGUGUAAUAUAAUAUAUUGGUUACUUAGCCCUUGGGCUCCGUAGCAACAGCCAUUACACACACCCCUCCAGUUUUAUAGCACAAGACUCCGUUGCCUUUAAUAACGGCAACACAACCGCCAUAUACCUCUAAUGUAUAUACAGGGUGCAUAUCAGUGGCCUGAAACAUUGGCCCCAAUCUCCUCCCAUCAGUACAGAGCACUUUUUGCUCCUGGGCUGCUCUCUUUCCCAU
Messenger RNA from Xenopus laevis (African clawed frog), 3660 nucleotides. It is a transcript of the gene pias3.S, whose product is annotated as protein inhibitor of activated STAT 3 S homeolog. The record is from RefSeq and is a predicted model, not a curated record. The transcript has 14 exons. Bases 168 to 2075 code for a protein of 635 amino acids. NCBI's taxonomy places the organism in Eukaryota, Metazoa, Chordata, Amphibia, Anura, Pipidae.